Ustilaginoidea virens is the source of this 738-nucleotide messenger RNA. RefSeq lists its product as uncharacterized. The record is from RefSeq and is a predicted model, not a curated record. Gene Ontology annotation, biological process: mRNA splicing, via spliceosome. The transcript has 3 exons. NCBI's taxonomy places the organism in Eukaryota, Fungi, Ascomycota, Sordariomycetes, Hypocreales, Clavicipitaceae. Gene Ontology annotation, cellular component: U1 snRNP. Bases 1 to 738 code for a protein of 245 amino acids. Gene Ontology annotation, molecular function: U1 snRNA binding.
AUGGAAGUCAUGGCCUCAUUGCCGCCAAUUUCAACUGUAUACGUUCAAAAUCUCGAGGAGAGAGUGAAGGUGCAGCAAUUGACAAAGACGUUGAUGACAGUAUUUUCGCAGUUUGGCAAUAUUGUCGAUAUAAUAGCCAAGAAAAAUCUUAAGGGGAAAGGUCAAGCCUUUAUCGUUUUUGAGCGUCCUGAAGAUGCUUUGGAUGCGAUCGAUGAACUCGACGGAUUUGCGCUUUUCGACAAGCCAAUGAAGCUUUCUUUAGCUAAAACACGAAGCGACAAGACGGUUGAAAUGAAUUGCUCUUUGGAAGACUUUGAAUCUCAUAAAAUCCAUAGAGUCGCAGAGAAAGAUAAACGCCUCGCCCUAUUGGCAGCUGAAGGGGACCGUCAGAGCAAAAAAAGUUCUGGGCAAACUGCAGACUCUCGGCCCAGCAAGCUCUCCAAGCCCUCUGGACUCAAGUCAACUGGCCCAGCGAUUCCGCAGGUCGUACCAGACGAAUAUUUACCACCAAACAAGAUUCUCUUCUUGCAACAUAUACCCGAUGAGUAUGAUGCAGAGGCAUUGGGGCUAAUAUUCAGCAGAUUCGAAGGGUUCCGAGAGAUACGAUUUGUUCCUGGUCGUCGAGGUAUUGCUUUUGUGGAAUACGUUGAAGAGCAAGGUGCUAUUGCCGCAAAGGAGAGUACGUCUGGUAUGAAACUUGGGGAAGCUUUACUCAAGGUCACAUAUCAAAGGCAGUAA